Messenger RNA from Canariomyces notabilis, 1681 nucleotides. Its product is annotated as alpha/beta-hydrolase. Lineage: Eukaryota; Fungi; Ascomycota; Sordariomycetes; Sordariales; Chaetomiaceae. The record is from RefSeq and is a predicted model, not a curated record. The coding region runs from base 498 to 1337 and encodes 279 amino acids. The transcript is spliced from 3 exons. Gene Ontology annotation, molecular function: hydrolase activity.
CCGGACCUCUGCUUCCAAACAGAUAAGCCCGGCCGUUAAAAACUCCAGCGAUUUGACGCCCAGCAAAACCUGGAAUUUACCCGCAACCAACUGGUCCUUCGAUCCCCGCAUUCAGCGACAGGAGCGAGAACUUUCCACACCUACACGUGUACGUGCAGACAAAGGCAAUCAAGGCCAGGAUAAUGUUGCGUGUCGAGGAAGGUCUCAGAAAAGCGUAGGUGGCGUUGGGGAGUGUUCGGAUGAACAAAUGGUUGAAUUGCGUUAGCUCCGCAACGCUGCGGUGAUGACGCUGUCGAAGGGCGCGACUCGGCGAGCCAAGAUGCAACUGGCAGGGUCCCAUCGGAGUAAUUUGGGAAACCGGGGUUGGAUGGGCAGUGGUACCGCUGCAUAUAUAUAUGUCGAUCUAGACUUGGCCGUCUUGGACGACGAGAACCACCUCGCCAUCCUCCUACUCCCCCAACACAGUCCGUCGUCGCAAAAGACCACCAAACCUCACAAUGCGCGCCCCUUCGCUGACCGUAUUUUCGACAUUGUUGGCCCUGUUCGGAGGCGUAACCGCCAUCCCGGCUCCCGGUGGAAAGCCAGAAGGGUGCCAAGCAGUUGAUGCGUCAAUCGUUGCCAGCACCGGUGAGCCGGUCGGAAAGGAGGUUGUUUACAACAACAUCACUUUCUACGUGUCCAAGCCUGACCGCAACAACGUCCGCACCAAGGCCAGGGCAGGCAAGGCGGUCCUCUACCUCACCGACGUGUUUGGGCUUGCCCUGCGCGAGAACAAGCUGUUAGUCGACAGCUUCGCGCGGGCAGGCUACCUAGCCGUCGCCCCAGACCUAUUCAACGGCGCCCCUGCUCCGGGCGACAUCAACGUGCCAGGGUUCAACACGACCGAGUUCCUCGCCAAGCAUGCCCCCGAGUUCACGGACCCCAUCAUCGCCACAUCGAUUGACUACUUGCGCAAGGAGCACAAGGUCAGCCGCAUCGGCGCGCCGGGGUAUUGUUUUGGUGGGCGGUACUCGUUCCGGUUUGCGGCCGAGGGGAAGGGCGUCGACGUUGGCUUCGCUGCGCACCCGAGUCUGCUGGAGGAGAGUGAGAUCCAGGCCAUUGCGCGGCCUGUGGCCGUGGCCUCCGCCGAGCAUGAUAGUUUGAUGACCCCCGCGCAGAGGUUUGAGAUGGAGACUAUCCUUUCCAACACGCCUCAGCCGUACCAGACCACGCUCUACUCGGGCACGGAGCACGGGUUCGCGGUCCGGGCGAAUAUGUCGGAUCCGCAGUCGAGGUUUGGGAAGGAGGAGGCUUUUCUACAGGCGGUCAGGUGGUUUGAUCACUUCUUGCUGGCUUAGAGAGGGAGAGAGGUGUCAAGGUGUCUAAUAGUCGUGUGGCCCCAGUUUGUUGGGCGUCUCGAGCUGGAGUCUGGGCUUGAGCGGCAUGGAAGGUUUCGGACUGCAGAUUCAUGGGCUGUUGCGGCGGAGUUUUCUACCUUUCAGUCGAACCCUUGGGCAAUGAUUUCACCAGCCCCAGGCGGCAACUUCAAGUUGUGCCAUCAUUUAAAGUGCGAUACAAGUUUAGAUAGAUUCACACAAAGUUCAUAGGAAGUCAUGAAGCUUUGCCAAAACAAAAAGAGGAAAAAAAUAAAAAAUAAAAAUAAAAAUAAAAAUAUAAAAAAAUACAAAAAAAUCAGAGAUCA